Cottoperca gobio is the source of this 5733-nucleotide messenger RNA. Its product is annotated as multidrug resistance-associated protein 5. Gene Ontology annotation, molecular function: ATP binding; ATP hydrolysis activity; ABC-type transporter activity. The record is from RefSeq and is a predicted model, not a curated record. Gene Ontology annotation, biological process: transmembrane transport. Gene Ontology annotation, cellular component: membrane. The coding region runs from base 466 to 4635 and encodes 1389 amino acids. The transcript is spliced from 30 exons. NCBI's taxonomy places the organism in Eukaryota, Metazoa, Chordata, Actinopteri, Perciformes, Bovichtidae.
CCGGGAAUUCCUCUCCCUGUAGGGCUCCGUGUGUGUGUGACGGAGAAGCGGAACCUCAGACACUGCUGAGAGGAAACAGCACGUACGGUACACGUGAGGCGUCUAACAUGUUCAUCUACCGUGUUUGCUGCCCGUGUUUUCAUCUGAGCCCCGGUCCGCUGCUGGAGGAGGAGAUGUGCCUGUGUGGUUGUGGAAAAGAAGUUUAGGUUUAAUGAUAAAAAACUUAGAAAAGAGACAACAUGGUCAACUGCAUCUUCAUCUGCUCAUAAACACCAGAUCUGAGAUCUGUGCUGCUACAAGGCCGACUUGAAUUCAAUCUGAAACCCACACGGAGUCUGGCUGACCUUGUCACGAGGCUUUGCCAUAGAAGGGAUCAGUGACAGUGUAGGGACACACUGGCAGCUCAGAUGUCUGCUCCCCAGCUCCUGGGCUGCUGGCAGGUCGUCUUUAAAUAGAAGUUCUGCCAUGUUUUCUGAUGCCCUCGAAGCAGCCGGGCGGGUGGAGGGCCUGCCUCUGUCCUCCCCGCAGCCACUACCAGAAGAGGAAGCAGAGGCAUCAGGGGAGAGGGGGCCAAAGAGACGAGGCCGUUACAGGCAAAGCCUGCAGCUUUUAAAGCCCUUCAGGAUAACACACAGGCACCAGCACCCAGUCGAUAACGCCGGCCUCUUCUCAUUUAUGACUCUGCAGUGGCUCUCCCCACUGGCACUGAAGGCCUACAAGGCGUCCAGCUUGUCUAUAGAUGAUGUGUGGGGACUGUCUUGCCAUGAAGCCUCUGAGAUCAACUGCCAAAGGCUCGAAGCUUUGUGGCACGACGAGCUGAAAAGUCGAGGACGAGAGGGGGCAUCCCUGACGAGAGUCUUCUGGAGGUUCUGCCAAACCCGCAUGCUGGUGGCCAUCUUUUCCCUCCUCCUCACAAUGGUGGCAGGCUUCAUUGGGCCCGCUCUCCUGGUCCGAGCUCUGCUGGAGUAUUCCCAGAGCUCGGAGAGCUGCGUGCCGUACGGCCUUUCUCUGGUAGCCGGGAUCUUCCUCAUGGAAUUGAUGCGCUCCUGGUCUAUGGCGCUCAUGUGGGCCGUCAACUACCGCACUGCAGCACGCCUCCGUGGGGCAGCUCUUACUUUUGCAUUCCACAAGAUCCUACGCCUACGCAGCACUAAAGACAUCAGUCCAGGCGAGCUAAUUAACAUCUGCUCCAGUGACGGCCAGCGGCUGUAUGAAGCAGUGUCAGUGGGCUGUCUGCUGGCCGGGGGGCCCCUGGUGGGAAUACUGGGUCUGUCCUACACUGCAUACUUCCUGGGCCCCACUGCUCUGCUGGGGUCAGCGAUUUUCAUCCUCUUCUACCCUACCAUGAUGCUUGCAUCCAGGCUGACGGCUUAUUUCCGCAAAAAGUGUGUGACGGUGACUGACCGGCGCGUGAGGCUGAUGAACGAGAUCUUAGGCUGCAUAAAGUUCAUCAAGAUGUAUUGUUGGGAAGACGCCUUUUCUCAGAACAUUCACAAGGUGCGAUCAGAAGAGAGGGGAAUACUAGAGAGAGCGGGGGUCGUCCAGAGCCUCACAGUGGGCGUGGCUCCCAUCGUCGUGGUGAUAGCCAGCGCGUGCACGUUCACCCUACAUAUGACUUUGGGCUAUGACCUUAAUGCCGCUCAGGCUUUCACUGUAGUAGCAGUUUUCAACUCCAUGACCUUUUCCCUGAAAGUCACACCGUUGGCUGUGAGGUCACUGUCGGAGGGUGCUGUCGCAGUAAAAAGAUUCCAGAGGCUCUUCAUGAUGGAUGACAGAGAGGUUGUUUUGCUCAAAAUGGAGGAUCCGAGCAACGCAGUGGAAUUUCGGGACGCCACACUGGCUUGGGAAAAGGCGCGCCCUCCGCCUGCAAAACCUAUCCCGCCUCCCAAGAACCGAGGAGGGAUGAAGCGCGUGCUGCGCAGGGAGAAGCUCAGCCUGUACAUUUCCACAGAGGACGGCAAAGGAAACAAGGAAGGUCCCAACGCACAAAGUCUCCUCCCAAACAUGGAGCAGGAGAGUCCACAAAGCACCAUCUCCUCCACUCAAAGCAUACGACCUCCACUGCACAAGACCCUGCACCGCAUUGACCUCCGCAUUAAGAGGGGUUCACUGGUUGGAAUCUGCGGAGGUGUCGGUACCGGAAAGAGCUCUCUUUUGUCUGCUCUACUGGGACAGAUGACCCUGUUAGAGGGUAAUGUAGCUGUCAGUGGUGGCUUCGCUUACGUGGCACAACAAGCCUGGAUCCUCAAUGAAUCACUGAAGGAAAAUAUCCUGUUUGGAGAAGAGUACGACCCAGACAAAUAUAACGAUGUCCUGGAAGCCUGCUGCCUUUACUCAGAUCUUGCAGAGCUCCCAUACGGAGACAUGACUGAGAUUGGAGAGAGAGGUUCCAACCUGAGUGGAGGGCAGCGCCAGAGAGUGAGUGUGGCUCGUGCCCUCUACAGUGAGCGGCCCAUACUCCUCAUGGAUGACCCUCUCAGUGCUGUUGACGCGUGUGUGGGUUCCCAUGUCUUCCAUAAGGCUAUCAAGGGAGCCGGAAAAGGCAAAACGGUGCUUUUUGUAACCCACCAGCUGCAGUAUCUGUCUGAGUGUGACAAAGUUAUUCUGAUGAAGGACGGGCAGAUUGCCGAGCACGGCACCCAUGCUCAGCUAAUGGGUAGAGAGCGUGACUACGCCAGCCUAUUCAACAGCAUGCAACAGGAGAAUCUGGUGAAAGAGAAUUUAAAAAACAAACAGGCAGGUGCAGAAAAGGCUGACAGUGCUGCUGAUGUUGCCAAGGUUGGGCCAAAGGCUGAAAGCAAGAAAGGAGCGUGUCUGAUGAAAGCCGAAGAGAAGGGCUCUGGUGCAGUCGCCUGGUCUGUGUAUGGCGCCUACAUAAAAGCAGCAGGCGGUUCAAUAGUCUUCAUCAUCAACGUCUUCCUCUUCCUCGCCACUACGGGCUGCAUAGCCUUCAGUAACUGGUGGCUGAGCUACUGGAUCACGCAGGCCAGCGGGAACACGUCAUUAAUCUCGGUGAAUGAAACGAUGGCGAGCGACAGCAUGAGACUCAACCCUCACAUUCAGUACUAUUCGACUGUUUACGUCGUAUCCAUGGGAGCCGCUUUACUGCUGAAAACAAUGAGAGGGCUGGUGUUUGUGAAGUGCACGGUGAAGGCUGCCUCCGUGCUCCACGACAAGCUGUUCCACCGGCUCCUCCUCAGCCCCAUGCACUUCUUUGAUACAACCCCUCUGGGUCGCAUCCUGACCCGGUUCUCCAGAGACAUGGAUGAGGUCGAUGUGCGUCUCACCAUGCAAGCUGAGAUGCUGCUGCAGAACUUGACCCUGGUGCUGUUUUGCUUGGUAAUGGUGAGCAUCGUCUUCCCGUGGUUCCUGAUCUCCAUCCUGCCGCUGGGAGUCUUCCUCUGCGUCGUCAACCGUGUCUCCAGGGUUCUGAUUCGCGAGCUGAAGCGGCUGGAGAACAUCAGCCAAUCACCAUUCACCUCUCACAUCACCAGCAGUCUUCAGGGACUCUCCACGAUCCACGCCUAUGGAAGAGGUCACGACUUCCUCCAAAGAUAUCAGGAAUUACUUGACACCAACCAGGCCUCCAACUACCUCUUUAGCUGCGCUAUGCGUUGGCUGGCUGUCCGCCUGGACCUCAUCAGCAUCUCUCUUAUCACUGGUGUAGCCCUUUUCAUUGUCUUCAUGCACAAUCAGAUACCUCCAGCCUAUGCAGGCCUCGCCAUAUCGUACGCAGUGCAGCUGACCGGCUUGUUUCAGUUUACGGUGCGGCUGCUCACAGAGACUGAAGCUCGAUUUACAUCAGUUGAGAGGAUCAAUCAUUACAUAAAGUGUCUCGAGAGUGAAGCGCCCCGACAAAGUCCUGAGGCAGAUGCUCCUGCCCCCUCCUGGCCUCAGCAGGGAAACAUCACUUUCCAGGAUGUGGCGAUGCGUUAUCGUGAGGAUCUGCCGCUCGUGCUUAAGAAUCUGUCCUUCACCAUCCAACCUGAAGAGACCAUCGGCAUUGUGGGCCGCACAGGAUCAGGAAAGUCCUCUCUGGGCGUUGCUCUGUUCAGACUUGUGGAGCUGACGGGAGGCUCGAUUAUCAUCGAUGGAAUCAAUAUUGCGCAGAUUGGUCUGGAUGACCUGCGAAGCAAGCUAGCCAUCAUUCCCCAAGAGCCGGUGCUCUUCAUCGGGACAGUCAGGACCAAUUUAGACCCGUGGGAUCAAUACUCUGAUUCCCAGAUAUGGGAAGCUCUUGAGAAGACGCAUAUUAAAGAGAUGAUCAGCCAGCUGCCUCAUUCGCUCCACUCAGAGGUGACGGAGAACGGAGAGAACUUCUCGGUGGGAGAACGACAGCUACUCUGCGUGGCCAGAGCCCUGCUGCGCAACAGCAAGAUUCUUAUAUUGGACGAGGCAACAGCAGCCAUCGACUCUGAGACAGAUCGUCUCAUCCAGCAGACCAUUCGCUGUGCGUUUAGCAGCUGCACCACCCUCAUCAUCGCCCACCGUCUCAACACAGUGAUGAGCUGCAGCAGGGUCAUGGUCCUGGACAACGGCCAGAUUUUGGAGUUCGACAGUCCCGCUGCCUUGUUGGCAGACGAAAACUCAAGAUUCAGAGCCAUGAUGGAAGCAUCAGGAAACCAAAGCCGAUAAAAGACACCGGAGCUGAACUUCGGACGCGAGCGGUGACACCGCGAAAUAUCCAGCGGAUCACCUGAAAUACACGAAAGAGCACAACUCAGUCCCGCCGUGGUGUGAAAGUGUGUUGAAAAAAUACAGAGCGGCGGCUUCUCUGUGUAGCAAUGUCUGUUUAUUUCCAAACCAAAGACCCAGGGACCACAGUUCUGAAGGACAAAUCAAAUGUCACUAUGCAAACUAAGCAGAACAACUGCUCUUUUGCAGAGUUAAUUCCUGGAGGCCAAAAUAAUCAUCAAGUGAAACAGAGCAACGCCUCUGACGAUAGCACUUUAUAAUUCAUGUGGACACAUGGGAAAGGGACAUGUGAUGCUUCCUUUCCUCUGGAGGUCAGCUGAUCAGUGAGACUCCAAAUUAGCUUUAGGCUUUUUAUUUCUGUAACUUAAACCUCACAGUGCAGGAACUUACGUUGAAGGAUGUAUUAGUUAAUAUUGAUUAUUCAAUACAGCAACAAUCACCUAUUCACUAUUCCUAAUAGGCACGGUCUAAAAACAUGUCAAAAUGUUUCAUUGAUUUUCUUUUUAUGCAUCUAAUUCUAAUGUAAUUUCAGUAAGUUAUUGCAAUAUGUGCCUAGAGUUGUAAACAUUAUCAGGUCAUUAAAUGGAGUUGGCCAUGUGAGGGGCUUUUUUUUUUUAUAGACCGCAUGCAAGUACUGUGUUUUGGAAUGAGCCGAAGUUUACUCUAAAUCCAAAUGCUGGUGUUUAAAAUCUGCACAUUUUACACUGAUGCUAACGUUUCUCACCAGUAAGGUAACGCUGCUGUUCAUUGACGUGUGUUAUUCAGUUGCAAUUGAGGUUAUAAACCAUGGUACAGUAUGUAAUGUGCAACGAAGUUGAAACUGAUCAACUAAGGAUGUGUCUUCAAAUGAGGAUCGUAAACUUCUGCCUUAUAAUCGAGUACGUGCUGAACAAUCAUGGAUAAGAGUGCAAUAUCUUUCUAUUGCAUUGAUACAUUUGCAGAUUGCCUUUGUACAUUUGAGAUUAUAAUCUUGUUUUGUAAGUGUUUUGAUUUUUGUUAUUACGGUUCUUGUUUUUAAAUAAAAAAUAUUUUUAUAUA